CCAGGCGGUCGCAGGUAGCGCCGCGCGCGGCCGCUGCAUGCACUAAACAUAACCUAGUACGGCCUAAUAUAAUCAAUUCGAAAUAAUACGUUCCCUCACACUUCUUUUUUUAACUAACCUCACUUUAAAUAAACAUGAAGUGCAAUAAACAUAUACGUAUUGUGACUGGCGAACACAUCUGAAAAUUUGCCAAAUGAAUUAUAGUUUAAACCAAAAUAAAGGUGCUAUUGAUUCACUGAUUGAUGCUGUUUAAAAAAUUAGUUACAACACUAGCGGUAAAUAAAAAAUGUCUGAAAAUAUUUGGAGAAAAACAACGCUCAGAACAAAAGCGAUCAGAAACCGCAGAUAGGUGUCAAGAUAAUGAUCUACGACAAUAGAUAGAAGUAAACGAGCAAUCAUUAUCUUUUAAAACCUUUCCUUUCAUCCCUUCCUCGGUAAACGUUGAUCUUCCUGAUUACCCUUCCAUUGAAUUUUCAGCGUCAUACUAAUACUUAUUCUACCUAUAAAUUACUAUUCUUUAUAACCCUAAAUAAUUUGAAAUUAAAGAAAAAUAUACAACAAUAAUAACAAGGUUUCAUGAAGAGGCUCCAAUUAAUCAAUAUAAGAAACAAUCAUAUCGUAAUGACAAUACGAAAUAUUUGUACAAAGUAGUAUCGUGCUAGAAGAUAAUCAUCAUACAAAGCAUUUCAAUAAUCAUAUCAUCUACAUUCUGCUGCCUUAAAAAGUGACAAAUUAAUACGUAGUGCCAAAGAGUUAAUUGCAAGAUGUCUCACGGUGUGGUGAAGAGUUCUAGAAACGGGAACAGUACCCAUGCAGCGGAGUCAACAAGAGAGACUUCGGAGAGCCCUACACCGCCACCAGAUGGAGGCUGGGGUUGGAUGGUCGUCUUCGCCUCGUUUAUGAUUCAUAUAGUCACCGAUGGCAUGACCUAUUCAUUCGGCGUGUUCUAUGCGGAGUUUCUGACCUACUUCAACGAGGGCAAAGGCAAAACCGCGUGGAUCGUCUCCAUCCUGGUGGGGGUCACCUUAAGUUCAGGUCCAAUAUCAAGUUCCUUCGUGAAUCGUUGGGGUUGCCGUGCAGUAACAGUUGCUGGAGCGCUACUGUCUGCUACGUGUGUGGUGGCAUCAGCAUAUGCUGAAAACGUACUUACUUUAAUCUUCACAAUUGGGGUGGGUGCUGGUUUCGGUUUCGGACUAAUAUACCUGCCCGCUAUAGUGAGUGUCACUGUCUGGUUUGAACGCUAUAGGAGUCUAGCUACAGGCAUAGCAGUCUGCGGGUCAGGACUUGGCACAUUUUUAUUUGCACCAAUCACAUCAGCUCUUAUCUCAGAAUAUGGCUGGCGUGGAGCAAUGGCUAUCAUCGGUGCCUUCAUUCUCAACUGUGUGCCCCUGGGACUUAUGUUUCGCCCUGUCCCUGAAAUUCGAAGAACACCAGUAACCGAACCAAUGCUCCCUAAAUCGAGUAAUUCCCCUUUAAAAAGAUCUCAAAGUACAGAAAACGUUAUUCGGGCUAACGGAAAAGUUGAAGAUAAUGAUAUGGCCCGACUAACACUUUCGCAGCCAGCUCUAAAUAAAUCACUCGAACAAAAAAAAUUGUCUAAAAGUCAAUCAAAACAUGGUAGUGGCAUUAUGCAAAGACCUGAUGUAUUAUAUCAGGGGAGUAUGAACAGUUUAGCAAAAUUCAGGGCUGCAUCGCCAGAAAGAAUACUCCCAAGAGAACCAAAAGAAGAAAUAGAAGAUAAAUGCGGAUGGUUACCAUGUUCUGCUGAAUCGAAAGCAGCUUUAUCCGAAAUGCUAGAUCUUUCUCUUUUAAUAGAUCCAAUAUUUGUUUUAUUUUCGUUAUCUAAUUUCUUAACUAGCAUAGGAUUCUAUAUUCCAUAUGUUUACAUUGUGCCUAUGAGUGACAAGAUGAAAGUAACAAAUCCUGCUUACUUGAUAUCUAUAAUUGGUGCAUCGAAUUUAGUUGGGAGAAUUAUUCUUGGAUACAUCAGUGAUAAACCUUGGGUGAACCGCUUAUUGGCCUACAAUAUUUGUCUCACAAUCGCAGGGAUUAGUACAGCAUUGGCAAUGGCUUGCUGGGAAUUUUGGGGUCUAGCAGUAUAUGCAACUGUAUUUGGAUUCACGAUCGGUGCCUACGUCGGCCUCACUUCUGUGGUCCUUGUAGAUCUACUGGGUCUCGAAAAGCUCACUAAUGCCUUUGGACUUCUUUUACUAUUUCAAGGCAUAGCAUCGCUCAUAGGUCCACCUCUAGCUGGCUGGCUGUACGAUGCGCUAAACUCAUACGCGCCUGGAUUCUACGUAGCGGGAGGGACGAUCUCUUUAAGCGGUCUCAUCCUAUUCUUCAUUCCUGUAUUGGAAAAGCGAAAUAACAAUAGAAGAUGGGCUGACGAAACGGAUAUGGAGCAAAUAUAGCAGGCCGGGACCCGAGGGAUCAGAGAGUACCCCAUCAUUGUACUCAACAGUCCCUCCACCUCCCCCGCACCAUCGUCGGGGGAUGAAACCUAUAGCGACAGGGUAUAUAAUACUACAAUAAUAGAAGAGAAUAAUUUUUAUACCAAUAAUAGUUACGAUCAUGUAAAUAAACUAGUGAAGAGUGAAUGCUUUGAUGAGAGCUACCUAACUCAUUCCAGAGAUAAUGUGGAGAGUGUAUGAACGUUUAGUGAUAAAAGGUGCAAUACAACAUUAAUUUCCUACAUUAGUUUAAUUGUGAAGUGCCGAUAGUUCAACUUUACCCAAAGAACUGAAACAAAUUUAUAUACUAUAUCUAUUUUAAGUAUUUAAUGUUAAGGUAACUGAUAAAAUUGUCAUGCUUAAAGUAUACCAAUUACUAUUUCGUGUUAAUAACAUAUUGACGUGCACUUAGUGAAAAUAGUAAUUUAAAAUGUAUAUGGACGAUAUGUCUUAAAAUAAAAAAUGUUAUUAAGAAUGUUAAGACAAGUGAAACUGAGCAGAAUAUUGAAAAAGAUAUAGUGCAAAGCUAGAUCUUGUGUUAUUGUUUAUUAUGUAAGUAAAUAUAGUGAUUGUUUAAUCUAAUUAAACAAAUGACACCUAAAACGGUAUCUUAACGGUGUUGGAAACCAUUUAGGAAUAGUGUCUUCUAUUAUAUAGUAUUUGAGAAAUUGUUUUCGAGUUUGUUUAACCAGUAAAUUAAAUUUCUCUCUUGAAACCAAUCACCAAAGUUUUUAAAUUUAAUUACAAACUCUUCCAGAGCAACUGUUGCCCUGGAAUUUCUGUUUUAUCUAUAUUUAUAUUUGGGUAUAUUAAUUAUUAUAAUUAUAAUAAGUAUAUUAUUUAUUAUAAUAUUGACUAAAUUUAAUGCAUUGCUGAUUAUAAAAUUUGUGUAAAUUAAAUGCAUACGAAUAACGAAUUUUAAAUGUAAAGAACGUUCUAUUCAAUACACUUUUGGCAACUAAUGAGUAUGGAAGUGUAAACAAUAUUACCAUGAAAAUACUCAUGCUAAUAUUACUUACUAUUUUAUCUAACAACUAAUGUUUUUAUAAGACCCAAAUUGAUGUCACAAAGAAGAAUUAAACUUCUUUAAAAAAAUUAAUCAAUUAUUAACAUUUUCACGAAGUGCCACAAAUUCAAUGUUAUUCAAACAUAACAUGUAUUGUAUAUCAUAUAAUAAUAGUAGGUAUCUAUAUUAUUUACCAAGGGGAGAAAGCAAAAGAAUAUUAACGAGAAUACAUUUAUGGCAAGAACCACAGGAUUUCGCUCAAAUUAAUAUUCUUUGCUCUCUCCUUAGUGACAGUUUUUGCUACAUCUACAAGGAAAACGUAUUUAAAUGAAAUCUUUAAUGAAUUAAACUUGAUUAUUGUAACAUUAGAUAUCUUGGAUACAUAAGACUUAACUUAAAAUUAAAUAAAAAAAAUCGUUUUUCUGCAUUUUCUGUUGUGGUUGUGUGUUAAUUUAGACAGUAAUCAUUAUUUUUAUCCAAUCCUAUUUCAAGGAUAAAUAAUGAACAGCUGACGGCUUUUAGUGUUUAUAAUAAAGUAUGUGCUUUCUGAGUAGAUGUGGUAAAAAUACUAUUCAUUAUAAUAUGUGACGACGUAUGAUUCUAUAAUGGCCUUAAUGUGGACCAAUCGUUGGUAGAAUGGAUGAGGUCCAACGUAUCUUAACAGGAGCAUAGUCUCUGUUUAAAUAACUAUGUAGUAAACUAAAAGUACAUUGAUUUUUUCAUUUAUUUUUACAGUAGAUAUAGAUUUUUCGCUUAGUGCCAACUCUCCGUCCUUCCACAUCUACUUGAGAAAUAUUUGUACUUUUAUUAUUAUGAAUUUUUCGGUAGACUACAAAUCUUAAAGUCUAAUCUAUUCGAAGCUCGAGAGUUGGCGCUCUAGCUAUUAAUUUCCACGUUGUGUUCAGUAGAAUAAACCUUAUCCUAUAAUUUUUCAGAAACUGAUACGUAAACUAUAUAAUAAUGUAAAUACUUUGACUGAAUUAGGUAAUGCAUACUGUAUCUUACAACAAACAAUUGAACUGUACUAAUUACAGAUAUCUUCGUACAAAUCUUUGACUCUUCGUUUUAUAUUGUUGAAUUCUUGCGCAUCUAAUGCGAUAACUGUAAAUUGAUGUUAAUAUGCAUAUAUGUAUACCUAAUAUUGAAAUAUAUAUUGGAAUUUAUUACAGCCAUUA
Molecule: messenger RNA, 4631 nt
Organism: Galleria mellonella (greater wax moth)
Lineage: Eukaryota; Metazoa; Arthropoda; Insecta; Lepidoptera; Pyralidae
Gene: Mct1
Product: monocarboxylate transporter 12
Exons: 7
Coding region: 765-2411 (548 amino acids)
Biological process (GO): transmembrane transport; monocarboxylic acid transport
Molecular function (GO): monocarboxylic acid transmembrane transporter activity
Source: RefSeq, a predicted model, not a curated record